UCGCAGACGCAGCUACUCUUAGUAAGCAGUUGAAGACUGUCCGUCUUCGGGAAAGCACGGAAACCUGAAGGUUUCUAGCCAACUUAUCACGGAUACCCGCUAAUUUCUGAUCUCACACAGCGCCGACGGGAUAUUAAAACAUGGUGGUGGUAGCAGCGGGUGCCGGGAGCGCCCACAAAGUGCUCCUGAUAUCGGGGAAGCAGACCGGCUCCUCUACCGGCUCACAGACGGCCUUCAGCCGGCCCAUCUCUGUCGUUUUACCGUCAACGGCCAACCAGGUGUCGUCGGACUCAGACUCCAACACUUCUGCGGGGCCGCCGGUGCGAAAAAGACAGAGGCUCACACACUUGAGUCCGGAAGAGAAAGCACUUCGCAGGAAACUCAAGAACAGAGUGGCAGCUCAGACAGCCAGAGACAGGAAAAAGGCCAAAAUGGGAGAGCUGGAACAACAAGUUCUAGAACUGGAGCUGGAGAAUCAGAAACUUCACAUUGAAAACAGGCUGCUUCGGGAAAAAACGAGUGGCCUCCUGACAGAAAAUGAGGAACUGAGACAGAGACUUGGGUUGGACACCCUCGACUCAAAAGAAAAGGUUCAGGUUCUGUUGUCCACCGGGAACGACGCAGGUUUAGGGGUCGGGUCUUCUGAGUCCGCAGUACUCAGGCUAUGUGUGUCCGCAGCAGGUGCAGGCCCAGCAGUCCCUAAAUCUGAAGACUUCUCAAUGGAUACAGAUAGUCCUGACUCUACAGACAAUGAGUCUGAUUUGCUACUGGGCAUUCUGGACAUCCUUGACCCAGAGCUGUUCCUCAAGUCUUGUGAACAGGAGUGCGAGGAGCCGCAGGUGUUGCUGGUCGGAGGGGGGGACCCAGUACCUGCCGCCACACCUGCACCUCUGGGGGCCCCAUCAGUUAAGCUGGAGGCCCUUAAUGAACUGAUCCACUUUGACCACAUCUACACGAAGCCCGUGGAGGAGGUGAGCGGUGGGCAGAGCAGUGACGUGGAGAGCGACGAAGAUGAGAAGAUCGACGAGGCUUCCUUCCCCAUUACUGAGGUAGUGGUUGAAGAGGAGACCGUCUGUAUCAAAGACGAACCGGAGGAAGUGGUCAUCCCCACCUGUGAUGGUCACAGUCAGGUGGAUGACUUUUUCUCUGGAGGCUCCUCGGCUGCCCUCAGCAGCCUGGAGAAGGAAGCCUGCCUUGCGGACACCUACAGCGACUCCGGAUAUGAAGGGUCCCCUUCCCCUUUCAGCGACAUGUCCUCUCCCCUGUGCUCAGAAAGCGCCUGGGAUGACGUGUUCGCUAAUGAACUCUUCCCCCAGCUUAUCAGUGUCUGAAUUCAGCCCAAUAAGUUCUAAUAUAUAAUGUGUAUAUACUCACAAGUAAAAGCUAAUGUGUAGCUUCAUUAACUAAGGAUAAGCACCCAUAGCUUUACAGUAACAUCUGAACCGGCUCGUAUGUGGGCUAAAGUUAAGCACGUGAUCUCCUUUUAUUACAGCAGGUCUGUACCACUGGUGAUGCUGAUAGAUGGAGUUCAUGAUGGCUUAUUUUUAGCAAGACUUAAUUAUACAAAGGAUCUAAGAUUGCUAACAAAUCUUUCACUUGCUGUUCACAAUGAAAUGUGGGUGGAAUGUUCAGUAUUUCUGUAAAUCUAUAAAGGGGGGGGAAAGGGGACUGAUCAUUUAAAUAUUAGUUUAUUUAUUUGUGUAUUCUGCUUCGGAGUUGUAUGUCCGCAUGUACAAAAUCUUCUAAUUUUUGACCGCUCUCCUUGUAGUCUAAUUACUGCAUUAAAAAAAUUUUUGCAUCGCA
Molecule: messenger RNA, 1803 nt
Organism: Acanthochromis polyacanthus (spiny chromis)
Lineage: Eukaryota; Metazoa; Chordata; Actinopteri; Pomacentridae
Gene: xbp1
Product: X-box binding protein 1
Cellular component (GO): nucleus
Molecular function (GO): RNA polymerase II transcription regulatory region sequence-specific DNA binding; DNA-binding transcription factor activity, RNA polymerase II-specific
Source: RefSeq, a predicted model, not a curated record